Molecule: messenger RNA, 2337 nt
Organism: Aspergillus affinis
Lineage: Eukaryota; Fungi; Ascomycota; Eurotiomycetes; Eurotiales; Aspergillaceae
Product: COPI-interacting protein CEX1
Exons: 9
Coding region: 1-2337 (778 amino acids)
Biological process (GO): tRNA export from nucleus; protein phosphorylation
Cellular component (GO): cytoplasm
Molecular function (GO): protein kinase activity; ATP binding
Source: RefSeq, a predicted model, not a curated record
AUGGACUUCCUCAAAUCCGCCGUCGCGUCCGCCAUCGCCAAGGGUAGCUCGUUCCCCUAUUCGCUCGGUGACAGAGUCGACAUUUCCGAUUCGAUAUGGACCCUUCAUAAUGCCACCAAACGGGAGGACGGUUCGUCGUGCAGCAUAUUCACCUUUGACAUCGCCGCCAACAAGUCUCGUCUGCCCCUGGCCAAGAAUGCGGUGCGAAAAUCGCGAACGUUACGGCACCCGGGCGUUAUCAAGGUUCUGGAUACUAUUGAGACAGAGUCGAAUAUCUACAUCGUGACCGAACGUGUCGUCCCGCUGUCCUGGCACGUCAAGCGCAGGAGCCUGGGUGAGGAAAUCUCCAAAUGGGGAUUACAUACCGUGGCGACUACCCUGAAGUUUAUCAACGAGGAUGCUGCGUCUGUCCACGGAGUCGUGAGAGCCUCGUCUGUGUAUGCUAGCGAAAGUGGCGAGUGGAAGCUGGGCGGUUUCGAUGUCUUGAGUUCCAUGAAUGACGAAGAAGCGGUUAUAUAUACAUACGGAAGUCUCGUACCCGACGCCGCUCGCUAUACACCUCCGGAGGUCGUCAAAGGUGGGUGGGAUAUCAUCAAACGUCACCCGUUAACGGCGAUCGAUGCCUACGGACUGGGCAUUCUCAUAUACGAGGUCUACAAUGGCAACUUCACCGGAGGGGAUCAAGUGGGUAAAACGACGAACAUUCCGCCGACCAUACAUCAAAGUUACAAGCGACUGUGCACAGCCAACCCGAAACUACGACUCAGCCCGGCGCAUUUUGUCGAACAAGGAAAGAAGACUGGCGGUUUCUUCCAGACCCCGUUGAUUCGGUUGACCGAUGAUGUAGACAGCUUGGGGCUGAAGACAGAGGCGGAACGGGAGGAUUUCAUCAAUGAACUGGACAAUCUUUCCGAUGAUUUCCCGGAGGACUUCUUCAAGAUGAAAGUGCUUCCAGAGCUAUUAAAGUCGGUCGAAUUCGGCGGUGGCGGCCCGAAAGUCUUGAGUGCACUGCUGAAGAUCGGGGCGAAGCUGUCUCAGGACGAGUACAACUCCAAGCUAACGCCCGUCAUCGUUCGACUGUUUGGGAACCCCGAUCGAGCACUACGAGUGUGUCUCCUGGAUAACCUGCCAUUGAUGAUUGACAAUCUCCCUCAGAAGAUCGUCAACGACAGGAUCUUCCCGCAAAUUACGUCUGGAUUCACCGACAUUGCCCCAGUGGUCCGAGAGCAGACCGUCAAAGCUGUAUUAGUCAUUAUUGUCAAGCUCAGUGACCGGACUAUCAAUGGCGAGCUGCUGAAAUUCCUAGCUCGGACUGCCAACGACGAACAGCCCGGCAUCCGUACGAAUACCACAAUCUGUCUUGGCAAAAUCGCCAAAAAUCUAGGCCAAGGUUCGAGGAGCAAGGUCCUCAUCGCUGCCUUUACUAGAUCUCUUCGGGAUCCCUUCGUCCAUGCGCGAAAUGCCGGCUUGCUCGCCUUGGGUGCAACGAUUGAAUUCUUCACCGACGAGGAUUGUGCAGGCAAGGUUCUUCCUGCGCUGUGUCCUUCCCUUCUAGAUAAAGAGAAAUUUGUUCGGGAUCAGGCGAAUAAAACAUUCGACCUGUACCUGCAGCGGAUUCGGAAAGUCGGUAGCAAUAUGGCCGACACCGCGUUACCGCCGUCAUCGUCUAGUCCCGACACCACCAAAGAUACCGCUCGUAUUGGAACGUCAAAUGACAAGUCCUGGGCCGGAUGGGCCAUCUCUUCCUUCACAAAUAAGAUCACGACGGCGAACGGCGAGAUUCAACCCACGGCGAACGGGGCCAAACCGGCGGAGGUUGAGCCCGCUCGUCCCGCGUCUGUCCCUCGUGUCACGAAGCCAUCUCCGUUGGCGAAAGAGACCUUACGACCCACACCUCAGCCAUUAAAUCGAUCUCUCUCGGAGCAACCGACUGCGAUCACUCAAGAGGACGAACCGGAUGAUGUCUACGAUGCUUGGGGUGCGAUGGAAGACGACGAGGAUGACCAGGGACAAUGGAAAGAUACCGAUCCGUUCAGUCCUGCGACGACCACGGCCUCGUCAACCAGCUUCACCCCGGCGGCGCCUAAAUCAGCACCCGUACCUUACGAUGACGGGGGAGAACCGGACUUUGCUGGCUGGCUCGCUGCGCAGUCCAAGACCAAGAAACCACUACCAAAGGGUCUAAACAAGACAGCAUCGAACACGUCAGUUUCCCGCACGGCCAGUCGGAGUAGUUCCAGUAAACCGAAGACCGUUACCCCGGCUCCUGCAAAGAAAAUCGACACCAAACCGAAGGACGAGGAAGUGGAUGAUGAUUGGGGCGACGCUUGGGAUUAA